UAUAUUAGACCAAGCCCCAGUUGAACAAGGAAGUAAAAUUUGACAUUCUUCAACGAAAUCAGUUAACUGCGUUUUCAAUAAACAGCGCAUUUGAAUAUCAAUAAACACAGUUUUCGUUACAGUCAAACGUAAAUAAUAGUGAUAUUAGCAUUUGAUUGGAAUCGUUAUAAAACGUACAAGUACAUGAAGGCUGAGUGUUUUGAAAUAUAGAAGAAAAUGGAAGUUUCUGGCCGAAAGCCUGGAAGGUCAUUCAAGGACACUGUAGGUAAAUCGUCUGCUGAAGAUGGUGAAGUCUUCUGUCAGCCAUGUAGCAGUGACGGAGACUGGAUGGUUGCCAUGGGAUACUGUGAAAACUGCAACGAAUACUUGUGUGCUACUUGUUUGAAGGUUCAUCGUAGACAAGCUGUGUCCAGAAAUCAUAAAGUCCUUGAAGGUGAAAACAUGCCAAAGGCCCGUAUGUCAUCUGUGACACUUAAUGCUUGUUCUGAGUUGUGUGCCAAACAUACAAAUGAGAUAGUGAAAUUCUAUUGCUCAGCACAUGAUGUGGUGGGGUGCGGUGAUUGCAUGGUUUUGGAUCAUAAAUCGUGUAAAGUCGAUCGUAUACAAGAUAUAUCAAUGAGCUAUUUCAAUGGCGCUGAACAUCAAGAACAGCAACACAAGGUAGACCAGUUCCUACAUAACAUAGAACAAGUAAAGAGAGAGAUACAAACCAAUGACAAAAACAUUCAACAAACAUACAUCAAAGCAGUAAAUGAUGUAAAAUCAUUCAAAAAAGAAAUACUGGAAUAUCUGGAUAAGGCAGAGGCGGACAUGCUGGCGGAAUUGAACAAAAGGAAAAAGAGUGACGAAAAGCUGAUAUCAGAUCUAAAAGAGCACGAAAAGACCUUGAGAAGUAAGAUCCAAGAGUUACAUGAGAAACUACAACUGCAGUUAAAUCAGGCAAAUGAAUUAUUUGUACCCGCAAAAGAAAUGAAGGAAAGAAUUACGUACAUAGGUGACAGUAUAAAGGACUUGCAACAAAACUGCCAGUUCAGGCAGUAUGAGUUUGUUUGUUCUAAAAACGUCAAAGAAAUGGUUGCAUCGCAGUUUAAGCUAGGUGAGCUAUUGGUAAAGAAAAAAAAUAUUGCAGAAAUGGAACCGAACUUUGACAGUGAAAUUGAAAUAAAAGUAUCGGAUGACACGGAAGAUUGUUUCAUUAAUGCCUGUGCUGUUAUUUUGUACAAUCGGAUUAUAUUAGCAGACAGUAGUAACAAAUGCUUGAAAAUUGUUGAUAUCAAAAACACAAAAAUUGCAAAAAAAUACAAACUUAAAAGUGUACCGUGUGGACUGGCAGUUAUUACUAAGGAUCGUUUUGCUGUUUCACUUCCUCGUGAAGAGAAAAUACAGUUUCUGACACUCACGCAGUCUGACAAAAUCACAGAAAGCAACGCCAUAAAAGUGAAAGGCAGGUAUGACAGAAUCGCUUGUCAGGAAAAUAAGAUAAUGAUGUUAUACACUGAUCAUGUUGUUAUUCUCAAUAUGGAUGGGAAAGAGAAACAAACUAUAUCCGUUUCGAAUGUAGGAAUUGUGCGUGAUUUCGCUCUUGACUCUAAAUCUCUUUAUGUUUCUGAUAGUUCGUAUAGAGGAACGAGUGUUUUCAGAUUUGAUUAUGAAGGCAAUCUUAUUGCAACAUACAAUGAUACGGAUCUUAUACAUGUAAGAGGACUCUGUGUAACAAGAGAUGGUACAGUUCUUGUAUGUGACUGGAAAGAUGAUGGAAGUAUUCAUAUGAUUUCACCAGAGUGCAAGAAAAUCAAAGACAUUUUGAAUCAUAAUGAUCAUGUUAUUUGUCCCUGGUGCGUUUCGUUCUGCGAUGAAACCAACAGACUUUUUCUUUGUAACUAUUCAUUUUCACUUGAUCCAAAACUGAAAAAUGUUAUGAAAAUAUUCCAGUUAAAAUAAUACCAAAAUUAAUUAGUAAGUUAAGAUUUGAAAUUGAAAUUUGUUUUUUUAGCUGAAACUGUCAGAAAAUAUGAAAAUUUUGAUCAUUCAGUAAAUUUGAAAAUGCUGAUGGCAAUUAAUUUACCGACACAUAGGUAUUUAAAGGGGGCAUGUCUGCAGAUAAAAAUUCAUUCUUUCAAAACAGAUAAAAACAGUAGGCUUACAAGAAGGAGUGUUUUCAGAUUUGAUUUUUAAGGCAAUCUCAUAGCAACAUAAAAGGAUAAGGAUCUCUCAGACAUUUGUAACAAGAAAUGGUACAGUUCUUGUAUAUAACUGGGAAGAUGGUGGAAGUAUUCAUAUGAUUUAACCAGACAGCAAGAAGAUCAAAGCAGUUUUGAAGUAUAAUGAUCACAUUAGUUGUCCGUGGUGCGUUUCAUUCUGCGAUGAAACCAACAGACUUUUUCUUUGUUAUAGUUCAGCUACACUCGAUCUGGGAAUUGUUAUAAACAUAUUUUAAUUCAGAUAAUACCAAAAUUAAUUUGCAAGUUGAGAUUUGAGUUUGAAUUCUGAUUUUCAGCUGAAAGUAUGGAACGUUACAUCAUUCAAUGAUCCUCCUUGGCAAUGUUUAAGUAAAUGGUAUUUUAAAGGGACAUGCUGCAGGUGAACAUUAAAAUUCCAUUUUUUAAAACAGAUAAUUAUUGAUUUUAGAUGCCGAAAAUAAUAAACCAGUAUGUGUAUUAUAUAAAAUACAGCCUUCUUCUAUUUUGCAUCAAGGUUCAAUUAAGCGUGACUAACAAUUUCAACAGUUUUCUUUAUAUUUUUUGAUAAAAUGAUUGUCUUAUAUAAAUAGACAAAAACCUCUAAAAUACAUUGAAUUAUUUCAUAUUUUCUUUGUAUUGCAAUUACUUAUUAAUGAAAGCAUUUUCUAAAUUUCGAAAAAAAAAAUAAAUCUGGAGGCCUUCAGCUUUAAUAAACAUUAAUAGUUGUUUGUCUCUGAACGAAAAUUAUUUUGCCUGCAUACGACUUAACUUUCAUACUCGGUUUGACUACUUGUUUAGAAAACAAUUAUCAAGUUUAAAAAGCAAAAAAUAAAAUAACAGAUAAGAAAUGUCUGUGACAGACAUGUUUUAAGAACAACAUCGUAUUAACUACAGUAAUAAACGGUUUGUUCCAUUUUUUUGUUUGUAUGCAUACAUUUUUUGACUAACGCAUUGUUAAUACAUUUAAUAAACAUUUUAGUUGUUUGUCUCUGAACGAAAAUCAUUUUGCCUGCAUAUGACUUAACUUUCAUACUCGGUUUGACUAUUUGUUUAGAAAACAAUAUUAUCAAGUUUAAAAAGCAACAAAAAAAAAGAAGAAAAAAAAAAAAGUAAAAUAACAGAUAAGAAAUGUUUGUGAUAGACAUGUUUUAAGAACAACAUCGUAUUAACUACUGUGUAACAGUAAUAAACAGUUUGUUCCAUUUUUGUUUGAAUGCAUGUAUUUUUUUGACUAACACAUUGUUAAUACAUUCAAGAAAAAUGAACAUACAUCUAUCUGUUUUUGUGAUACUCUAUGCAUGACCUUUGUCACAUGUGCAUGUUGAGCUUGUGUUGUAAUAUAGUAUUGUUAUAUAUAGUAGCUAUAGAGCAUUGUUUGUAAGAAAAUGGUUAAAUUAUUUUAUUUUUUGUCGGCUUUAUCUAUUUAUCGUGCUUAAUUUGGUAUCAAUGUACUAGUAACAACACUAGCCAUGUAGCUUCAUUAAAGAUGGUUCUUAAGUUGUUUAAGCGGUGAAUUUUACACAGGAGUGGAUAAACAGGAAUAAAAUAUCAUUUAUAAAAGACAUUUCUACCGGAGAAACUGGAGCGCAAAUUAGUCUGUUUCAUAGCGCAUGUUUAUUUAUUCCAGUGUGUUGCAUUUUGUCCAAUGGGAAGGAGAUUUUUGUUAACAAUUGAGCUGAUCUGCUCAAAAACAGUGCUUAUCGAGACCAAAAACUUAUUGUAACUCUUAAAAUUGAAAGGACUACUAAUCUUAAGACAAAGUAAAUAUAUUUUCCGACGUUUGAAAGCAGAAAAUAAUUUCUCCUGAUUGGUCAAUCUCAGUUGUUUAUAUGGUCACAUGUUUAGUGGUCGAUACAAUCGAUGUACAGAUAAUUCAAAUCAUUUAGCGUUGGGCAUUACGUGGACACAACUUGGUUAUUUUUAAUUUUAAAAUAAAUUUUAUGUUAAAAUCUGACAACUUCUGUUUAAGAUGUGAAUACACAAUUUAGGAAUACUCAAACUUAACUUAUGUAUACUAGGUUUUAAGUAUGUAUUUAGAAUAUAUCACGGAACUAUAUUCCGUGGAUUAAUACUGUUAUAUUCUGAUAGUACUUGUGUUUUCAUUUAUGGGGCAAUAUGAUACAGUAAUUAACUAGAUAUUAUGAACUAUGUUGAACAGUUCACUGUUUAUUAAGAUCUUUUGAUAGUUUUCACCUGAUAACAAUAGAUCUUCGUCUUAUAGAUUAAUCACUAAUUGGAUUUGCAGUUGGUACUCAGAAGUAUAUAUGAAUUAACUACAAGGAUUGUGAAUAUGAUGACUAUAGGUGAUUAAGUCAAAGACAUUAUUGACUCUUAUAUAGAAAUAAUUUAGACAGGUUAACAUUAUCAAACUGUUCGAUACAAUACAUGAUGAUUUUAUAAAUUUGCAAAUGAAUUGUAUUGAUGAAUAUAUAAUUUAUAUAUGUAUGAUGAUAGAAGGAAUGUAUAAGUAUAUAUUGUCAAUGAAAUGUCUAACCAAUGUCCAAACGCUACUAUGCAAUUUAAUAAAUACUAUUACAGUA
This is a messenger RNA of Mercenaria mercenaria, 4720 nucleotides long. RefSeq lists its product as uncharacterized. The transcript is spliced from 2 exons. The record is from RefSeq and is a predicted model, not a curated record. Gene Ontology annotation, molecular function: zinc ion binding; ubiquitin-protein transferase activity. Gene Ontology annotation, biological process: positive regulation of DNA-templated transcription. Gene Ontology annotation, cellular component: chromatin; nucleoplasm. Lineage: Eukaryota; Metazoa; Mollusca; Bivalvia; Venerida; Veneridae. Bases 217 to 1941 code for a protein of 574 amino acids.